AUGUCUGCUUCAAUCAACCUCUCAAUUGUUUUCGUGAUCGUAGCAUUAUUGUCCUUAUCAAGCAUAUCGACAAGCCAUGCUGCUCGUAGCUUACUGCAACUUCCCAAUUUGCCUACGAUCCCUUCAUUGCCUCAACCAACAUUGCCAAAAAUUCCAAACUUGCCCACAACAUUGCCACCAUUACCAAGUGUUGCAUCUUUGCCCUCUGUAGUCCCGAAAAUGACUCUGCCUCCAAUGCCCGCGAAUCCUCUGCCCAACAUGCCAUCACUUCCCAAAAUUCCUACAAUUCCAACACUUUCACCUCCUCCAUCUAACUAA
Messenger RNA from Solanum pennellii, 318 nucleotides. Its product is annotated as protein PELPK1-like. Lineage: Eukaryota; Viridiplantae; Streptophyta; Magnoliopsida; Solanales; Solanaceae. The coding region runs from base 1 to 318 and encodes 105 amino acids. The record is from RefSeq and is a predicted model, not a curated record. The transcript has a single exon.